Xylaria bambusicola is the source of this 3389-nucleotide messenger RNA. RefSeq names its product nuclear pore protein 84/107. Gene Ontology annotation, molecular function: structural constituent of nuclear pore. The transcript is spliced from 5 exons. NCBI's taxonomy places the organism in Eukaryota, Fungi, Ascomycota, Sordariomycetes, Xylariales, Xylariaceae. The record is from RefSeq and is a predicted model, not a curated record. Bases 229 to 3051 code for a protein of 940 amino acids. Gene Ontology annotation, biological process: protein import into nucleus; regulation of DNA-templated transcription; post-transcriptional tethering of RNA polymerase II gene DNA at nuclear periphery. Gene Ontology annotation, cellular component: nuclear pore outer ring; nuclear pore.
CAUCCAUCAAUCAAGUUUUGGCGAGUUCCGACUUCAGCUUCUUCGUCCCAACCUCCCCUCACCACAGCCAAUUCUCUCCGAUACGUACAACAGGUGUAUGAAUAAGUGGUACGAGCACAUGUCCCCACAAAACCGGCAGUGACUCCGGAAUCCAUUGAGUGAGCGCGCCAGCGCGAUAGAAGAUGCUGUCUGGUUGCUAGCCAGCUUGACCUAAGCAUUGCAGACACGAUGCUUGCUCAGCGGCCUCAGAGACCACAGCGCAUGACAAGCCUGGUGGAAUACGAUAGACCAGAGGACGAAGACAACCAGAUGGAUCAAGCAACCGAGAUGGCGUCCCCGUAUAGCUUCGUCGAUAAUGCCGAUCGCUUUGCUAAGGCUCUCGACUUUCUCUCGGCCACCCAAAAAAGCCCUGCUGAGCAACGAGCCGACAUUUUCACCUUAGUCGAAAAGUAUUAUCAGCAUGCUACAAACAAGGCCCAUGCCCUGCGCAAGGGACAAAGCUCAACAUCAAGCACCGGUCUUCGACGUUUAGACGAUUCUUCGAGCCAAGACUCGAUGGAGUUGGAUGACGCCGAUAACCCAUCAUCGGCACCCGACUCGGCAGACGAAUUAGAACGGUGGGAGCAGGAAGCGCAGGUUUGGGAUUUGCUGCGUCGCCUUCUGCCUCUACGCUUUUCAGGCCGGAAUGCCCCUAAACUGGUACAGCGUGAGGCGUCCAAAUUUCAGUCCACUACUGCGCUCUGGGACCAGUUCAUUCAGUCGGAUCCUUUAGCCCAGGAACGCAAGGCAAUUCUUGAGUGUCUGCAAACUAGUGCCGAUGACACCCGGAUCAACAUCGACGACCUCGUACGAGAUUUUCAGAAGCAGGCUGACCGUGGUGAUAUCAUAGCCCAUGGCUGGCUUCACACACGUUCCGCCAUUAAGAUGCAGAAGAAUGUAAACAGUUGGACAGGACCUCUAGAUCCUACAAGCGCGGACGCCGGUCAACUAGUCGAUACCAACGGCUCCAAUCCACUUGUCACGCAAUUAGACCCCGAUGUGGCCACAAGGCAAGGGCGCAAAUUGGAGCCACAAGAUGAAUACUUUGAGCGUGCCAUCUGGCUCGGUUGCUAUGAGCUUCUUCGCCGUGGUAGAAGCCUGAACGAGAUUCGGGACUGGUGUCUUGAACGAACGGAGGUGUGGCGAGCAGUCAGCAUGUCAGCCAUGCCGUUAUCGAAAGCCGAUGAACCACAACAGCCCUCUACCGAUCCUUUAUCCGCUUUAUUAUGGCGUCGAACGUGUUUCGCUCUUGCGCGUCAGGGGGGUAUCGAUGAUUACGAACGCGCAGUCUACGGUAUACUUUCAGGCGAUAUCACAAGUGUGGAAAAAGUCUGCAAGACUUGGGACGAUUUUGUCUUCGCUCAUUACAAUGCUCUACUGAGAGCUCAGUUUGAUGGAUAUCUCAUGAAACGAAUCUCACCGGACUCAACGGCCAGCAUCCAUCAAGCAUUUCCCUCGUUCAACGCCCUUCACUUCCACGGAGAUGCCUCUUCGGCUAGUGAGCGUCUUGUUAACUCUCUGGAGUCAAAUCCGAAGACGUCUAGUGAGGCUAGGCACCCGCUAAAAGCCUUGCAAGGGGCCAUCAUAUCGAAUAAUUUAACACAAUACAUGCACGACCUCGGUGUAGCAUUAGGAAAACGUGCAAACCAAUCAGCGCCUUCCAGUCUGAUACCAGAAAUCGAUAGCGUUACUGUCAGCGUUACCGAUCCGAGAUACUUCAUGAUGAAUGACUAUGAAGGUCUACGUGUAGCAACGCACGUAUACUUGUUAGUCUCUCACCUCGACCGUCUUCAAAGCGGGUAUGACAUUAUCGAUGCUGCCCGUCGUAGGGCUCAGGACAACAUCAUUGCCACAUAUGUCAGUAUAUUGCGAUUAGCAAAUCUGACAGAUUUAAUGCCUCUCUACUGUUCGAAGCUCGAAGAAGAACGAGGUUUCUAUACGCUUAGCCGAAACAUUGCUCGAUUAGAAGCGCCAGGGGACAGAGAUAUACUGCUCAGGAUUAUGGAAAAGUUGGGCAUGGACAUUGCCAAAUUUGUCAUCUAUCAGCCACGAUCCAUCCUUGAACAAGCUCGUACUCCCAAUCAGGUCAUACCUGCGUUUGGUGCUCUUACGGUAUUUUUAAAUAGCCCUCCUACGUUGAAGUACGGUCGCCCCCUAAAGCCAGACUUCUUUGGGGACGAGCCAGAAAACUUUGAAACUGUCGACGAGUCUUUAAUUCGCUCCCUCGAGUGGUUUCUUCUAGUAGAUGGCCUCUGGGAAGAGUUUUUUUCCGCCGGUACUGCCAUCUACAAGCGAUUCCUGAAGAAUUUCAAUCUCCACGCAGCACGCUCUCUGUCUGAGCGGGUUCGGUGCUCAGAGAUAUUCAGAAAAAAGGCCAGUGUCCCUAUUACAGACGACACAGAUGUUUCAUGGUUCGAAGAGCUGCGCUCGGGAGCUCUCACUAGCUCAUAUCAAGGUAAUGAUCUCGACGCAGAACAAGUAGCAGCAGCAAGAAAUUACUUUGAGAUGGAAUGUCUGGUGCGGGCUCUCGACUGCAUGGAAACAAUUGCCUCUAGUGAAGCCAUGGCUCAAGACCCGACGGAGGAUUUAGGGAGAGACUUCUGGAGCCAUGUCGGAAACGAAGUCAAGUCCAUCAAGAGCUACAUGCGGCCUAUCUUUGAUGGCUGGCUCUUGGAAAGUCUUUCAGAAGACGAAGAUUUCCAAUAUCUUCGAGACGCGUAUCUUCCCGAGACAAUCAUAGGAUACGUUAGCGUUCUACAUUUUGCAGGGACCAGCUUGUCGCGGGACAACUUGCUGGAGUGCAUGGAGCUUGCAUCAAUCAUUGCCAGAAAAGACUCGGAUGUGGCAGCAGUGCUUAUGAAGGCUGGGCGCAUGAGAGAGAUCGUGGAGGGCUUUGCGAACUGCAGCAAGGCACUUGCCAUCAGUAGCAAUGAGAAGAAGGGGUCAGGGGGGAGCAGCAAGAAGUUGCGCGAGAUGGGUUGGACUCGUGAACUAUGGUCCGUCCAAAGAUGAGAUUGGCGCGGUGCACCGGUUUCCCCAAGGGAUGAUUCUAGUAUUCGGAGGCUCUCUAUCCAUCGUCGAUGUACAACAGGUUUAAGGCAUGAUAUCCCUCAGAUAGCACGGAGAGUGUGUAUUGAGAAAAACAUUGAUGAGCUCGUGAUUGGGCCAAGGAGCCCAUAAUGUUUCUUGAGGCGGCGUUACUACAUAUUGUUGUCUCGAGUGCUCUAUAAGGACAUUCUCCCUGCGGCGUCUACUUAAGGUACCCCGGGCCCUUUGGUGCCCAUUGCAUUCAGAGCUAGGUUAGGUCAGGCCAUGCACAAGCUAUUUCAUCUAAUUUCAAUGUUCACGAU